GGAGAGAGGGGGCCGGGGGUGGGGGCCUGAAAGGAUUCUCCUGCCAGGUUUAAAGGCGUCUCUGGAAAAUUAGCAAAACUGAGUGGUGACGGGGAAGCCAACAGUUUGCGAAGCAGGGAAGCAGGCAGGGCCGGGGUGAGGGAAAUGAGCUAGAAUUGAUAAGGACAGCUCCCGCCUCUGCCGAGUCCACUGAGCUGGUCCUCACCGCGCUCCACUGCACUUUCCCGGGAGAAGAAAGGGCUUUAUCUGCUACCUCAGACUAGUAGCCUAGGAGUUUCUCGGGGCAGCACGGAUAAUCGAAGGUCUUCCCAGCUUUUGGAGGGCUAAGAAUCGCCCACCCGCACGCUUGUCGGGUCCCCUUUCCUACCCCCUAAACUGGACCAACUGCGAAAAGCAAAGCUGCAGGCACAAGUUGACCUGGAACCUCCGCCGACGGUCGCCUCUGCGCUCUCCGGGAACCCCCGGCUCCCCACCCCCCGGCCUUUCCCUUUCUCGGGCCCGGCAUGGACACAAGCCCACGAGGUGUCUCGGCCUCCGUCGCCACUUUGCCGUCGCUGCUGCUACCCCUGUCGCUGCCAAGAGCCGAGCCAGGGUGGUUUUAGGAAAGUUGGAGGAGGGUUUAAAGCCAGGUGCGCCGAGUCAGCUCGCCAUGUCCAGAUCCGGGGACAGGACCUCCACCUUCGACCCCAGCCACAGCGACAACCUGCUGCACGGCCUCAACCUGCUGUGGAGGAAGCAGCUGUUUUGCGACGUGACCCUGACGGCCCAGGGCCAGCAGUUCCACUGCCACAAGGCCGUGCUGGCCUCCUGCUCGCAGUACUUCCGAUCGCUCUUCUCCAGUCACCCCCCUCUCGGGGGAGGGGUCGGCGGCCAGGACGGCCUGGGGGCCCCCAAGGACCAGCAGCAGCAGCCGCCGCAGCAGCAGCCUCCACAGCAGCAGCAGCCGCCGCAGCAGGAGGAGCCCGGGACUCCUUCCUCCUCCCCCGACGACAAGCUGCUGACCAGUCCCCGGGCCAUCAACAACCUGGUGCUGCAGGGCUGCUCUUCCAUCGGGCUGCGCCUGGUGCUCGAGUACCUCUACACGGCCAACGUGACCCUCUCCCUGGACACGGUGGAGGAGGUGCUGUCGGUCAGCAAGAUCUUGCACAUCCCCCAGGUCACCAAGCUCUGCGUGCAGUUCCUCAACGACCAGAUCUCGGUGCAGAACUACAAGCAGGUGUGCAAGAUCGCCGCGCUGCACGGCCUGGAGGAGACCAAGAAGCUGGCCAACAAGUACCUGGUGGAGGAUGUGCUGCUGCUCAACUUCGAGGAGAUGCGCGCCCUGCUGGACUCGCUGCCGCCCCCCGUGGAGUCGGAGCUGGCGCUCUUCCAGAUGUCCGUGCUGUGGCUGGAGCACGACCGCGAGACCCGCAUGCAGUACGCGCCCGACCUCAUGAAGCGCCUCCGCUUCGCGCUCAUCCCGGCCCCGGAGCUGGUGGAGCGGGUCCAGUCAGUGGAUUUCAUGCGCACCGACCCGGUCUGCCAGAAGCUGCUGCUGGACGCCAUGAACUACCACCUGAUGCCCUUCAGGCAGCACUGCAGGCAGAGCCUGGCCAGCAGGUAG
Molecule: messenger RNA, 1603 nt
Organism: Ailuropoda melanoleuca (giant panda)
Lineage: Eukaryota; Metazoa; Chordata; Mammalia; Carnivora; Ursidae
Product: kelch-like protein 14
Exons: 2
Coding region: 650-1603 (317 amino acids)
Cellular component (GO): neuron projection; endoplasmic reticulum; neuronal cell body
Molecular function (GO): protein binding
Source: RefSeq, a predicted model, not a curated record